UAGCUCAUUGUGAAGGCGGCAGACUCAAACAAACAGACAAGGACGACUUUCCAAACAAAAAGAUAGCGUUUUUAGUUACAUUUUUAAGUUAGUUACGUUUAAGAAAGAGCAAAGGCAAAAGGAAAACAUUCCAUUGUGACUUUAUGAGGUCUUUCUACAUUCUCCACUAUGAAAGCCUCUAAAGCAGCACAGCAGACCUCCACUCAAGAGGAAUGUGGUGUUUGGCUGGACACUGUGCAACUCAAAGGCAAAGCUAAAAAGAAAUGUCUUGCCCGCCCCAUUUCUAAAUUGCUGAAUCCUUUUGCUGGCGGUUCAGGAUACAAUGUGGCUGUGGCACUCAACUUCACUCAGACCAAAAUGGAAAUGCCAAAGACGAAACAGAGUUCUAUAUCAACCUUCUUCACACCACAUCGAAGAGUCCUCAAUAAAAUCUCAGUUUCUGAAGUACCUGACAUCGACCCAUCUUUGUCUUCAUGUACCUCAACUACAUCUGCAACCGUAGCAUGUGGGAAAAAACGAGGACGUGAAAUAUAUUCUGAGCCUGCUGUGGAUCAUGACUGGAAGAAUGAAAAUGUGACCGAGAUGGAAGAAACACUGUGGCAGAAGCAGGCAGCAAGUCAGUCACCUUCACAAAACAUGUCCUGUGAAUCUGAAGAGAAGUCUGAGGAGUGGAAACCACCACAGAGUAAGAGGAGGCUCACCGAUACCUCCUCAUUGCCAGGUGAAAGUGAACCUCUUCUACAGGCGUGGAGUCAGGACCCACUGUUCACCUGCAGUCAGUAUUCUGAAGGUGAAUUUAAUCCAACUAACCAGGAAUAUGCUGCAGCAAAGAACGUUUCCAGCUCAGAGCCAAGUUUCCUUAACAGUCUACAAACUGAGGUGAACUUUGAAAAUCUAGUUGAUGUUGAAGAGAGAACAUCAACUCAAAAAUGCUUCAAAAACCUUCAUUCUUCUCAGACGGACGAUGAGAAAGAAAACAGCUGGUCACUGUCGUCUAAUUCCCCAAUUAAACGCUCAUCUUUGUCUCAUUCUGGACCUCUUUCAAAUCAUAAAUGGACAGAACCAAAAAUUGCUUCACCUCGAAAACACACAAGUCAGCUGUGGAAAAAGGCUGCAAAAGAAGAGAGCCUCGACUCGCAGAUCAAGUGGACAAAACCGAGCAGCUCUCCUCUUAAAAAACGAGCUGCACAGCCGCAGAGCAGAGAGGUGGAUGAGGACAGUUUGUCUAUGUUGUUUACUCAGGACUCUGAAGGCUUCAGGGUGAUGGCACACAGAGGUCUGCAAACCAGGAGUCCACUUAAAGAUCAGAGUAAUGUAAGCACUGGGAUUGUGAGAACUAGUGCUUAUAAAUCUCUGGUGGAGGAAGAAGAAAAGGAUGAGAUGCUCUUUACUCAAGACUCUCAAGGAAAUGUGGUGAUUAAGCACUGA
Amphiprion ocellaris (clown anemonefish) is the source of this 1428-nucleotide messenger RNA. Its product is annotated as aurora kinase A and ninein-interacting protein. Lineage: Eukaryota; Metazoa; Chordata; Actinopteri; Pomacentridae. Bases 169 to 1428 code for a protein of 419 amino acids. Gene Ontology annotation, cellular component: spindle pole; centrosome. Gene Ontology annotation, biological process: spindle organization. The transcript is spliced from 4 exons. The record is from RefSeq and is a predicted model, not a curated record.